AAAAUGAAGAUCCGCGUUUGUAACACUAGUUCUCCAAGUAGGCCAAAAUCCACUUCAAUAUUCCCUUCUUUGACUUUUAUUCUCAUUUCAUUUAUUUUCUACCCCUAAAAUCCUAUAACUAUGCACCCAACACUCUCAUACAACACAUACAAAAAAAAAAUUAGCAUAUUCAUCUCCUCAAUUUGACUCUCUUCUUUAACAAACAAUUCCAUGGGUAACACAUGUUCUUGUUCUUGCAUCCCUACAAAUUCUGCCACUUUUGAGAUUUUUAACAACAAACUAAUAAUAAAGGCUAAGAAGAAAACAGCAACGCUUUUGGACACUUGCGGUACCGUACGUGAGAUCAAGCUACCUACGAAAUCGGCGGAACUCAUGAUUGAACUUCUCGGACACGUCAUCACUCCGGCGGAAGUUCUCCUAAGAACGCGACGGAUCACGGCCUUGCAUGCCGAUGAGGAGCUUGUAGCCGGGAAGAUUUACCUGCUGGUGCCAGUGAGUAGGGUGAAUUGUAAGGCUUCUGAGUUUGAGAUUGAGAUUGCGGAGAGAGGGAGUGGAAGAAGAAAGGGAAGUAAAACGGCGAAGGUUUCGCCGGUGUCGAAGUUAACGGAAAAUGACGGAGGUGUUUACUGUGUCCGGCAAAGACGAUGGAAUCCUGUUCUGGAUCCAAUUUUUGAAUCUUCUUGAUGGAAUAAUCGAAUUUUGCGAAACAGUUUUUAUACCUUGCGAUGGAAUAUUGAUUUAGUUUUGUUUUGGUUAAGUGUUUGCAAAUUGCAAUUAGGGAUGAGAUUAGAGUGCCUAGAAUGUUUGCUGUUGCUCAAAAAUAUACUACUCCUGUGUAAAAGAAAAAUUGAUACGAUAAAAAGGAUUGAGACUAAAUGAUUUAUCUAGUGAAAAGUGAGACUUCUGUGUAAUUUCUAGUAAAAAAACUAAUAUAAAUUCUGUAAAUAUCAGUUUUUAUAUUAUGAUUUUAUCAUUAAAAUUUUUUACAAAAAUUUCUAACUAAGUGAGAAUUGUAUUCAAUCGUUAACUUAUCUCUGUCGGCUUAGGUCUAAUAGGAAAUGAUAUUUUUUCUCUAUAUGCUUGUUUAUUCCAUGAUUCAUUGGAUAACAUGCUAGAUCAAUGAGCAUUGCUAUGCUUACACCUAAAAUCCUACAACAUGUAUUUACACCCUA
This is a messenger RNA of Vicia villosa (hairy vetch), 1172 nucleotides long. RefSeq lists its product as uncharacterized. The coding region runs from base 211 to 684 and encodes 157 amino acids. The transcript has a single exon. The record is from RefSeq and is a predicted model, not a curated record. NCBI's taxonomy places the organism in Eukaryota, Viridiplantae, Streptophyta, Magnoliopsida, Fabales, Fabaceae.